AGCUUGAUGUUGUGAUUAUCUCUGUAACUGUAUCACGGUUUAUGACAGCUGGAGCUGAAGAAUGGCGAAGUAUCUGGCUCAGAUCGUGGUGAUGGGAGUGCAGGUGGUCGGCAGGGCUUUCGCACGCGCUUUACGCCAGGAGUUUGCAGGCAUUCAGGCUGCGGCAGAGGCAAGAGGACAGGCAGGUAAACAGUCGGCUGCGGUUUCCAGCUUCACUGGGAUGAGUUUGCAGGAAGCACAGCAGAUUCUGAAUGUAUCAACACUGAACCCAGAGGAAAUCCAGAAGAAUUAUGAACAUUUGUUCAAAGCAAAUGACAAAGCAGUUGGAGGUUCUUUCUACCUGCAGUCUAAGGUGGUGAGAGCUAAGGAGCGUCUUGAUGAAGAGAUUACAAUUCAGAAGCAAGACAAACCACCAGAGCAGACACAGCCACAUACAUGAGUCAUGUUCAUCUCCUUCCCUCUGGCCCUCUAUUGUAAAUAAUGUCCUAAAUAAAGCUGCAUCCUUUUCUUUA
Hemibagrus wyckioides is the source of this 512-nucleotide messenger RNA. It is a transcript of the gene pam16, whose product is annotated as presequence translocase associated motor 16. Gene Ontology annotation, biological process: protein import into mitochondrial matrix. Bases 62 to 439 code for a protein of 125 amino acids. The transcript has 6 exons. The record is from RefSeq and is a predicted model, not a curated record. Gene Ontology annotation, cellular component: TIM23 mitochondrial import inner membrane translocase complex. NCBI's taxonomy places the organism in Eukaryota, Metazoa, Chordata, Actinopteri, Siluriformes, Bagridae.